Molecule: messenger RNA, 1215 nt
Organism: Plasmodium inui San Antonio 1
Lineage: Eukaryota; Apicomplexa; Aconoidasida; Haemosporida; Plasmodiidae
Exons: 2
Coding region: 1-1215 (404 amino acids)
Source: RefSeq, a predicted model, not a curated record
AUGCAGAAAGUAAAACAAAGUUAUGCAACAAAAAAGGAGCCGUCCGAAGCAGAGAUUGAUUCUAUAGAUGAUAUCAUAAGUAGGAACGAUUCAUCAAAGAAGGAGCAUGCAUCGAAACAAGUGCAUGUAAAAAGGCCUGAUGAUGUUCCAGAGAAAUUUCUUCAUAUGAACAACCGUGAAACAUUAUUAAGAGAUGACCUUUUUAAGGAGGAAUACACGUCUUAUCAACCUACAUUGCAGAUCAAAGCUGAUUUUAGUCAACAGAGUGACAAGUUACACCCCGCAAAAUUCGAAGUGGCAGGUAGUUCUAUGAACACCAAUGAAAAACUUGGCAGAGACGAAUUGUUUGGAAAAGAUAUAUCAAGAAAUUCGAUUGAUCUACUGAACAAAGAGGAAUUGAUGAAAGAAGACCAUCUAAUUAACACAAUAUAUGUAACGUACUCUAGGGGUCUAUAUAAAAAAAUGCAGUACAUAAAUGAAUGCGGUUUAUUGAACAGCUAUGGAAAGGAAGCAGAACCUGACAAUCAUAACAGUAUGUACAUAACAGAGAACAAUAGAUUAUUUAAGAAGAUUAAUAAAAUAAGUGCGGAUGGGUUUACACCCGAUGAAGAUGCGUCAGCGAUAGGUGAUGAAUAUGCGGAAGACUUAUAUUUAACGUGCCAAAAUAGUCUAUUUAAGAAAAUUCACCAUCAGGGAGAAGGGGAUUUAGAAAAUAUAGAAGAAUUAUUAAAAAGAAAAGAGAAAGAAGAAGCAAGGGAAUCUGUAGAGGAAAAGAUAUUACCACAGGAGAGGAAGCAGAACAUAUAUAUAUACUUGCGUGAAAAAGAGAAUGAUAAAGAUCCAGAUAAGAAUAAAAAUGAUUGGGUUAUAUAUAAACGCAUUGAAGAUGGCAAAGUAAAGGUUGAAUUACUAGAAGAUGUGCAGACAAUGAAUAAGCUUGUUGUAGCAGCCGUUGAUUCAGUAUAUAAAGACACAGAGGAAGCUCUUAUGAGAAGUGUCUUAGAACCGGCAAAGAAAAUGAUGAAACCCAAUAUGGAAGCAACAGAAGACUCACUUAUGAAGAAUAUCAUGGGGCUACAGGAAAAGACCACCAAGUCCAAUAUUAAAGAAACUAUGAAGAAGGUGGCCAAAUAUGAGUGUAAUAAAAUAACCCAAUUGAGGGAAGGAAAGGUGAGGCUAUUUCAACAGCAGCUGUCGAACAAUGUUAUACCGUAG